AUGUAUCUGUAUGGGCUGAAAAAGUUGCGGUCGCCUUGCGGCUACGUUGCGGUUGCGUUUCGGUUGCAUUGCGGUUACGUUGCGGUUACGUUGCGGUCGCUGUGCGAUCGCGUUGCGGUCGCGUUGCGGUUACGUUGCGGUCUCAUUGCGGUCGCUUUAUCGGUUGCGUUGCGGUUGCGUUGCGAUCGUUUUGCGGUUGCAUUGCGGUUGCGUUGCGAUUCCGUUGCGAUUUCGUUGCGGUUGCGAUGCGAUCGCUUUGCGGUUGCGUUGCGGCUGCGUUGCGGUCGCUUUUCACUCGAGUUCUGGUUGCAUUGCGGUUGCGUUGCGGCUGCCUUACGGCUUCCGUAA
Messenger RNA from Caenorhabditis auriculariae, 348 nucleotides. NCBI's taxonomy places the organism in Eukaryota, Metazoa, Nematoda, Chromadorea, Rhabditida, Rhabditidae. The record is from the annotation of a GenBank genome assembly.